Molecule: messenger RNA, 1017 nt
Organism: Trichomonas vaginalis G3
Lineage: Eukaryota; Parabasalia; Trichomonadida; Trichomonadidae
Exons: 1
Coding region: 1-1017 (338 amino acids)
Source: RefSeq, a predicted model, not a curated record
AUGGAAGAUCAAUACUGUCCUUAUUGUCAUCAAUGCUCUAAUUUCGAAAACUCUUUCGUUCAACUUCAGAACAAAGAAUGUUCACUGAGAGUUAAAGUUGAUGAUUUAACUAGAAAAGUCAGUGAAUUAUCAAAACAGAAAAAAUUACUCGAAAAACAAAACAAAUUACUCAUCAAUACUUGUUCUCUACCAAUUGCAAAUUCGAACCAAGAAGAAAUUUCAUCGAAAGAUGUUGAAAAUUUACUGAAAAAUUUUGAUGAUGUAUUUAAUUCACAAGGUAAUGAUAUGAUUAGACUAUUAAAUGAAAGAAAUAGCCUUGCAAACCUAGUGUUUAAAUCUUUGAAGAUAAUUGAUGCUCAAAACGAUAAAAUACAAAAAUAUGAUAAACUAGUUCAUUCAUUAUUGCAAUAUACACAACCACAACACUUACAAGGACGGAUUUCUACUCAACUUUCUCAGCUUGGUAUCCAAUAUACUCAAUAUUUGUAUCCAAGAGAUAUCGAACAAUCAAAUUCAAACGAAUUUGUCGACAAACAAUCCGAAAACUAUCUUAUAUCUUUACUUACUAAGAUAAAUACUAUGUAUCCUCAAACACAUCCAUAUAUUUUCGAAAUAUCUCAACAAAUUAGCAAGAAAAACAAAGAAUAUCAAGAGAUUACUAAUAAAAACAUCGAAUUAACCAACAAAUACAAUAAUAUCUUAACUAUUCUUGGUAUUUCAGAAUCCAAAGAUAUAACAAGUAGUGUUACAAAAAUCGUUGCUGAAUCAAAGCUGUCAAAGAAGUUAUACAACUUUGGCCGCGAAAUUGUAUCUGUUUUUAUUAAUUUUGCAGAACAAUUUUGUAUGGACAACCAUGUUGAGCUAUGCUUAUCAAGAUUAAGAAAAUGGCUUAACUAUAAUGACAAAACUAUCGAUGUUAUACAAGAAAUCGAUUUCUUGCUCGGACUUUGUUUUCCAUUAUCAGAUUCAAGUUCCAAACGGUCAAAAUCUAAGUAUAAAGAUCCUUUCGAAUACUAA